AUAGAACUCGUAUCGAACAAACAAGCUGAACAAAAAUUCCAAUACUCCAGCGUUAAAUAUAUUUUUUGUUAUACCCCCAGUAUUAGCCAUGUCCGGAAACAGAGACCAUCCCUAUGGGUCCACAGUGCGCCACACGAUUGUGGCACGGUCCAAUCGGCCGGUGAUCAACCGGAUGAUUCGCUCCGCCCGAAUGGACUCCGUCAUGGGCCAGAACCCGGGACAAAAGCCAGUUAAGGAGAAGAAGACUGAGGUGAAGCUGCAGCUGAUGCAGAAGGAACGCUCCUCAAGCACCGGGAUGAGCGGAUUCUCCAAGCUGACCAGUCGCGAAGGCCUCAAGGGCAAGGAUUACUGGAACGCGGCCAUCGAUGAUGUGGAGUUCGCCGCCGCCUGUCGCUUUCAGCCCCGCAUUCCUGUUAUAGACUACUCCUUGGUAUUACCACCUCGCUUGCGGGAGAGGGUGAAGCGCAUUCAGAACUACGACUACUCCAAGUCCGACGAGGACAUCUACAUCCGGGAUGAGAUGCAGGAAGUGCGCCCGGAGGACUACAUGAGUGCCGAGAGCUCUGAGAGGAGCGAGGAGGAGGAAGACACUGUGCUCCUCGAAAUUGGCCGGAAGAAGGUGGAGGAGUACUUCAACGAGAGCGAACACUCGGAUAUUGUGCGCAUGGAGCACGAGUUCGAGAAGUUCGACCUGAAGCUGGAUGAGCCAGUGGGUCACACCCAUCGCGUUGUGGACAAGACCAGUUGGUAUGCCAAGUUCCUCUGCGCCCCGCGGGACAAGAGGGUCAGCUGGCAGAGUCGAGUCGAGCAUCCCGGCCAGAACUACUCCAUGGUAACGCUGGACGAGCAGGCCGAGAACCUCAUGGAUGCAUCGGCGGAACGCUUCGUAGAGUGGCUGAACUCUUUUGGCACUUUGGAGAGCAACCUCACUCCGGAGAAGGUCAAGAACCUCUUCUCCAUUAAGGGCGAUCGCACUUUAUUGGCCUCGGUGAAGACAGAUCCCAAGGAGGUUAACGCCAUAGCCCAAACUGUGGCCGAUAAAUGGAACAAGCCACAUAUGGCAAUUGAGCUGAAAUACGAAAAGCACAUCAACGAUCACGCCACCCGGGUGAACCAGAAGCCCCUGCUGAGUGCCUUUGGACGCACUGUACCCUUGAAGGAUCGCCCCUGGCUGAAGCGAUCGGGUGACACCGCAAUCAAGACUGUCUAUCCGGAGGAGCUGCUGACCCGCGAGAAGAUCUUCAAGGGCAUAACCCACCUGCGCAGCACCACGGCCCUCAUCGACUUCUAUCUGGCCCAUCCGGAACUGGAGCGGCCGCAGUAUCUCCUGGAGAGUGGCGACUUCGAGGAGUCUAGUGCCAGUGAAUCCGUAAUAGAGGUGCCGCUCUACGAACUCCUGGGAUUGCGUUAUUAAUCCCGUUUUUGCCAAUAUCUUAAUAACAUAAAUUGUUAGUUCACUAAAUGGCUAUACAUGCAGUACAAAAAGGUGUAC
Messenger RNA from Drosophila subpulchrella, 1492 nucleotides. RefSeq lists its product as uncharacterized. The record is from RefSeq and is a predicted model, not a curated record. Lineage: Eukaryota; Metazoa; Arthropoda; Insecta; Diptera; Drosophilidae. The transcript is spliced from 4 exons. The coding region runs from base 89 to 1414 and encodes 441 amino acids.